This is a messenger RNA of Brassica oleracea var. oleracea, 601 nucleotides long. Its product is annotated as V-type proton ATPase subunit e1. Gene Ontology annotation, biological process: proton transmembrane transport. Bases 151 to 363 code for a protein of 70 amino acids. The transcript is spliced from 4 exons. The record is from RefSeq and is a predicted model, not a curated record. Gene Ontology annotation, cellular component: proton-transporting V-type ATPase, V0 domain. Gene Ontology annotation, molecular function: proton-transporting ATPase activity, rotational mechanism. NCBI's taxonomy places the organism in Eukaryota, Viridiplantae, Streptophyta, Magnoliopsida, Brassicales, Brassicaceae.
GGAUAAAAAAGGUUAGAUUGUGCUAAUAUUUGUUUGGCCCUUCGCACGGAUCCAAAUCCAGAUCAUACCGAAGAAGAAGAAGACACGCACCAUCGUCCUCCUCCAUAUCCAAGAGGAAGCUUUCAUUUGAAUCUGAAUUGAGGAUCAAAGAUGGGAUUCCUAAUAACAACUCUAAUCUUCGUGGUCGUUGGGAUAAUUGCUUCUUUGUGCGUUCGAAUCUGCUUCGCUAGAGGCCCCUCCACAAAUCUGCUUCACUUCACCUUGGUCAUUACUGCCACGGUCUGCUGCUGGAUGAUGUGGGCGAUUGUAUAUAUUGCCCAGAUGAAUCCUCUGAUUGUCCCAAUCCUAAGCGAAACAGAGUAGCAUCCUCUAGAGGAAAUUAUGCGCAAAGUGAGUACUACCUUCUUCUGUUUCCGAUUCUUGUGUCUCGUCUCUAAACGGUUUGUAAUUCUGUAUCCUGGUGUGAACAAAUCAUAAACUUUUUGCCUCUGUACUAUUGAAAUUUCCAUGUAUUCAAUUCCCAAAAACUGCUGAGAUGCUCAAAACAAUGUAUUGUUUGAUGAAAUAAUGUCUUGGACGGGGACGAGAUUGUCGAGUUUUA